Haemonchus placei is the source of this 1008-nucleotide messenger RNA. NCBI's taxonomy places the organism in Eukaryota, Metazoa, Nematoda, Chromadorea, Rhabditida, Trichostrongylidae. The record is from the annotation of a GenBank genome assembly.
AUGCAAGCUUUUGCAAAAAAGAUCAUGAAUGGUGAAAGGAAGCUACGGGGUAUGGUGUUUUCCAUGAUUAUCUGCCAAGAUUCUUUUUACUGUGUUUGUGUAUGGCAUAAGUUUCGUACGCUUUGUUUAGUCCUUCUCGACGUUUGGCAUCAGUUCCCCAUAUCUUGUGAAUCGGAAAAAGGUCGCCGUCCUAAACAAGAAGAUCGUAUGCUAGCUAUGCCUACGCUGGCCCUCGUUUUCCCUGAUUCAGAUGUUGCUCUGAUGGCUGUAUUUGAUGGACAUGGUGGUGCUGAAUGCGCUGCUUACUGUUGUGCACAUCUCCCAGCAGAAUUUGUGCGUGCGUUGAAUGCCAAUCCGACUUCACUUGAGGCUUCGAUGAAGCAAGCGUUCGAACGACUCGACACUCGUUUGUCUGCUCGAUGUGAGCACGAACGAUGGCGAAGUGGCACAACUGCGGUAGCGGCUGCAAUAGAUGCCAAGAGUAUGGUCAUUGCAUGGGUAGGGGAUUCAGCGGCAUACGUACUUUCAUCAGACAACGAUCUUCGAAAAAUCACUAAUGCACAUGUGCCUACAAAUGAGGAGGAAGCUCGACGGGUUGAACAAGACGGGGGACAACUGCUCUAUAUUCAAGGAGAACUCCGGGUCAAUGGUGUUUUAAAUUUGACAAGAGCUUUAGGAGAUAUCGGUGGACGACCAAUGAUUAGUCCGAAAGCUGAUAUUACGGUUAUGGAAAGGGAUUCUUCGCAGUAUCUGCUAUUACUCACUUGCGACGGGAUUUCAGAGUUGUUUAAUAACUCUGAAGUGCUAGAUAUGGUUAAGUCAUUCGUGGCUAAGAAUAGUAGUAAAGAGUUUUACAAUCUCUCGGAUCACCUUUGUCGUGCUGCAAUUGCUGGUGGCAGUAUCGACAACAUUACAUGUGUUGCUGUUUUCCUUAGACCUCCCCGAGACCUCUGGGAAUUUUUCGGAGAAACUGCGAUCUUUGAGCGUUCUGAUACAUUUACGGCUUAG